AUUUUCAAUUAACUCGGCAUAGAAUUAUGAUUUUAAGUGGCUGCUAAAAAUUCAUACAAAUUAAAAAGUGUCAUGAAAUCCUUGUUUUACAGGAAUUAAACGUACUCCCUCUCUUAAUUACUAUAUCAUAUAUCCAUUUUUAUACCGGCUUCGCUUGUUAAAUAAUAUAUUUUGUUGUUGUGUUGAUAAACUUAAUGAACAAAAAAAUGUUCAAGAAAGUAAGUUAGCGUUAAAUAAGUAAGGAAUAAGGAUAAACUAACGAGAUUUCGGGCAAAUAACAAUUAAGAGUAGGUGCAAGCCAUUUAUUGAUUAGGCUGCUGCGGCUAAUAAAUUAAAACAUUUAAUUACGCCAAAACAACGGUUUAAGUCUAAGGAUCACAUUAUAAUGCCACCAUUGAAGACAUACUCGCCACACAACGAAUUCAAUGCAAAUUGUCACAAUGGCAAUAGUACAACUGGCGAAGGUGAAAGUAAUACAUCAGCCGCAGCCGCAACAGCAUCUUCAAACUUAAGUGAUAUUUGUGGCGCUGUAAGCAAUGCAGGUGCACAGCAACGCGCUUCACUGCCUUGUUACAGCAAUGCACAGUUUCCAUUCAAAGUGUUAGCCAAUUUAAAUCAAUUACGUGCAGAAUCGCGUUUCUGUGACGUAGAAAUUGUUGCUGGUGGUAUUACAUUCAAUGCACAUAGGGCUGUAUUAAGCGCGGCCAGCGCAUACUUUGAGGCAAUGUUCCGCCCUGAACUUGGUUUGAAUGAAGUGAAUCAGAAGUCAGUGGUGCUGCACACCAUAGAUGGCGAGAUCUUAAGCAUUCUACUGGAUUUUAUAUACACAGGACGAUGUGAAAUUACACAGUCUAAUGUUCAAGAGCUAUUAGCUGCAGCUGAUAUGCUACAAUUGCCGGAAGUUGUUGACGGCUGCUGCGACUUUCUAUGCCGCGAAUUACAUGCCACCAACGCAUUGGGCAUUCUCCGCUUUGCAGAAGCUCAUAAUUGUGAGACUUUAAAGAAAAGUGCAUUGAACUUUGUGCACUCAAACUUUCCGGCGAUAACCCUUGAAGAUGAAUUUUUAGACACACCACAAACUCUGCUCGCUCAGCUACUUACUUCCGAGCAAUUGCGUGUCGAUUCCGAAUCUCAAGUUUUCCAAGCGGCCCUACGUUGGAUAAAACAUGAUGUUACUCAACGUCGUUGCUACGUCUUCGACACGCUAUCACAUGUCCGUUUAGCACUUGUACCCGUCAAAGUAAUCGAUCAGGCGUUGAAGGAUUGUCGCGAUAUGUCCGUAAAGAUUGCCUUACGUUCUAUUUGUCGCGAUAUAGCGUCCAAGCGCGGCCAAUUGGUGCCACUACGUGUCUGUCCGCGUCAACAAGCUAAAAAGAACAUCUAUAUAAUUGGUGGCUCGCGGCGUGAGUCGCAACGUGACUGGACACCAUCCGAUUGUAUAUUUGAAACAGUCGCGAAAUUCGAUAUCUUUCGACGAGAAUGGUCGGAAACGGCUCCAAUGGAAAUCGGACGCAUUCUGCCUGGUGUGGCUGCAUUGAAUGGGAAAAUAUAUGUCAUAGGUGGCGAACGUGGUUCUCAAAUUCUGGCUAAUGGUGAAGUAUAUGACCCACAAACUGAUAUUUGGACACCGAUAGCACCAAUGAUUGUGCCGCGUUGUGAGUUUGGUCUCUGCACCUUUGGCGGCACACUGCUGGCGGUGGGCGGUUGGUUAGGUGACGAUAUAGGUGGUUCAAUUGAGUGCUAUGAUCCCGAAAAAAAUGCCUGGAGCAAGUUGGGCGAUUUGCCGGAACCGCGUUUUAGUAUGGGUGUAGUCAGUUUUGAAGGACUUAUUUAUAUAGUUGGUGGCUGCACAACGUCAAGUCGUCAUUUGCCCGAUUUAAUAAGUUUCAAUCCCAUAACUCUCGAUUGGCAACCGAUGGCACGUAUGCGCACCGCCCGCUGUCAAAUGGGUGUAGCCGUGCUAAAUCGUCAUCUCUACGUAGUGGGCGGCAACAGCAGUUCGCAGGAUGUGCUGAGCACAGUUGAGCGUUACAGUUUCGACGAUAAUAAGUGGGAGAGUGUGUGCUCUAUGUCUGUACCACGUGCUAUACCCGCUGUAGCUGCUGCUGAUGGCCUUCUCUAUGUGGCUGGCGGCGAUCAGCCGUGCGAGGAUAACUUUUAUCGUGCACAUAUCACAAUCAACGCCGUGGAAGCAUAUGAUCCCCUGACUGACACUUGGAAGAAUUGCCCCGAUUUGCCUGUAGGGCGCUCGGAGGCUGGCGCUGUCGUUGUUUAACGCAUAUUUAUGCAUAGUAACGUGACACUUUUGGGCAAUAACAACUGCUGCGUUUAUAUCGUUGUGCGUUUAGUGAAAAUUAUGAAGUCUUUUAAAAAACGUAUGCGAUAAAUUUAAUAUUCGAUAGCUAGGGUAUGCAUUUGUAUUAUAUCUAUUUAAUAAUUUCAUAAUGUUAUGAUCUUUUAAAACAUUUUUUACAUUCUACAUAUAAAAUUAAAAUUAAGAUUUCGCAUUAAUAAGCCACAACUAUUCAUAUUAUUUAAAAAUUCUAUUUUUGUAUAUUAUGCAUUUAUUAGAGUGCGAAUUGGAACACCCUGCAAUUACAAUCUGAUUGAACACUCAGGGUUGAAAAUAUUUUAAUUCAAAAAUUUUGCAUUAAUAUUCAUUUUUUUUGAUAAAUUGACAAAUUUCUAACUGAAAAACUGUAUUUAAAAUGAGUUAAAUAUCAAAGAGACGAAAACUAACAAACAAACUAUUUUAUUAAAAAUAAGCUUUAAUUUUGAAAAGUUAACAAAAGUGAUACGCAAAAUCGAAAAAAAAUUCAAGUAUAAAGUUGGUUAAAGUUAGUUAGUUAAUUGGAAGUAAUUGUUUUUUUUCGUUCCGGUAUUUGGGAUAUAAAUUUCUUUAUUUUUCGAUUUGAUAUAAACAAAAAAUGCGCAAAUUGUUUUGAAAGUGCCUAACAUCUGCACGUAAACAUCAAUACACAAAUAAAUGAUACCAAAGCGAUCAAUAAAUUAUUUAAUGAUUUGUUGAACUUUUGAGCGCCAAGACUGUUGAAAAGUUCUUACAAUUAUGUAUUUAUUCAAACCUUGCAGCAUUUCCUAAAAUGGAGUAAACAAAUAGGCUUCCAAUUGUAAUUGUUAACAACACCUAAAUGAGAUAAAUAAAUACAGACAUGUCAAAUUUAGUAAGUAAAAACGAUAUUCAGCGCAUCUACAAAAAAAAAAAAAAAUAAUAAAAAGGCUACAAAGUUAAUUUGAAGCGCUAUAAUAUUAAAAAUUAUAAACUUACAUAUAACGGUGUCUUUUUCAUAACAAAACAUCAAAUGUAUGUAGGUAUCCUGUAGUGCGUAUUUAAAAUACCGUUAGCACCGUCUAUAAUAACUGCAAAUACAAAAUUAUGCGAAUAUGUUGUAACUAACAAUUGUAACUAAUUGUAUUAAAAAACUUUUAUUAUACUAAAAUAGAAGGAGAUUAUGUGGCACAUCUAA
Bactrocera latifrons is the source of this 3485-nucleotide messenger RNA. RefSeq names its product actin-binding protein IPP. The transcript is spliced from 6 exons. The record is from RefSeq and is a predicted model, not a curated record. The coding region runs from base 386 to 2275 and encodes 629 amino acids. Gene Ontology annotation, molecular function: protein binding. Lineage: Eukaryota; Metazoa; Arthropoda; Insecta; Diptera; Tephritidae.